This is a messenger RNA of Coregonus clupeaformis (lake whitefish), 1135 nucleotides long. RefSeq names its product EBP cholestenol delta-isomerase. Gene Ontology annotation, biological process: cholesterol biosynthetic process. NCBI's taxonomy places the organism in Eukaryota, Metazoa, Chordata, Actinopteri, Salmoniformes, Salmonidae. The transcript has 6 exons. Gene Ontology annotation, cellular component: membrane; endoplasmic reticulum. The record is from RefSeq and is a predicted model, not a curated record. Gene Ontology annotation, molecular function: steroid Delta-isomerase activity; C-8 sterol isomerase activity; cholestenol delta-isomerase activity. Bases 190 to 900 code for a protein of 236 amino acids.
GUGUAUGUUUCCACCUGAUUGGAGUAGAAAUACAGUAGCUAGCGAGGUGGGUGGGACCUGUAGGAAUAUCUAUCUCCUAUUGCUGUCAGAUCUUUCACUCUUGGACCGUUCGUCCCAUUGGAAAUCGAGGUUUGAGGAACUUGGCUUCUCCAUUCAGCUUUAGCUAGCAUCUUCAUCUCUACCUCCGCAAUGGCGAAAAGCCCAGUCCGAGCCGCUGGUGUCCCCCACCCCUACUGGCCGCGGGACCUGUCCAUCCCAGGCUACGUGGCCAACGAUAGGUCAAUGCAUGAGAUCCUGUCCUUUCUGUUCUCUGUGUCGGGUCUCUUCAUGCUGUCCAGCUGGGUCCUGACGGGCCGGGAGUGGGCCAGGGAUGGCCAAGGUCAGGGGUUCGGCGUGGCCAGGCGGCUGGCUAUCUGCUGGUUUGCUGUCUGUGGGUUCAUCCACGGGGUCAUUGAGGGAUGGUUCUCUCUCUAUUAUGACAUCAUCCCCUCAGACCAGAGCUUCCUGUCUCAGCUGUGGAAGGAGUACUCCAGAGGAGACAGCAGAUAUGUCAUAGCUGAUAACUUCACGGUGUGUAUGGAGACAGUAACAGCCUGGUUCUGGGGUCCAUUCAGUUUGUGGACGGUGUUUGCCUUCCUGGCCAACAAACCAUACCGCUUUGUCCUGCAACUGAUUGUCUCUCUUGGUCAGCUGUAUGGGGCGGUCCUGUAUUUUUACACAGAGCACCGUGAUGGUUACAGCCACAGUCAGAUGGGACAUCCUCUGUACUUCUGGUUCUAUUUUGUCUUCAUGAACGUCCUCUGGAUCAUCAUUCCUCUGGUCCUCAUACUGGACGCAUGGAGACACAUGCAGCAGGCCCAGACACACACUGACCUGGCCCAGAAGGAGAAGAUGAACUGAUGAGAGGAAGGGGGGGUGUAACAAAGGAUCAUAUAACAAUAGCUUGAUUGAGAAAGGGAGAUAUUUUAGCGCUGUUGAACAGAACUCUGAAUAAUAAUACUAAUAAUGUGUAAACUGACCAAACAAAACAAUGUUGAGAUGCACUGUAUCAUGUGUGUGUGGAUUGUAUAGAAUCUUUUCCAUUAUGCAAUGGGCCUUUUCCCUUUUUCUAAACUGAUUAAACACAUGAAGACAA